This is a messenger RNA of Neodiprion fabricii, 1980 nucleotides long. RefSeq names its product popeye domain-containing protein 3-like. The transcript has 7 exons. Gene Ontology annotation, cellular component: sarcolemma. The record is from RefSeq and is a predicted model, not a curated record. Gene Ontology annotation, molecular function: cAMP binding. NCBI's taxonomy places the organism in Eukaryota, Metazoa, Arthropoda, Insecta, Hymenoptera, Diprionidae. The coding region runs from base 119 to 1231 and encodes 370 amino acids.
UCGCCAAGGGUGGUUGAUUCACCCUAGCGUCCGAUCAAAACAAACCUUUCACUACCGAAUGGCAUAAUAAGGUGUAAAGCCGGUUAUUUUUUUUUAUUUCUUUGUCAUUUUGUGCAAAAUGAGUCCUGGAUUGGGACAUGAUCCUUUACCUUCGUAUAACACAACAGGACAUUAUGGAAACGCCGCUAUGUGUCUGUGGCAACAGCCGCAGCACAUUCUCUUUCAAUUGGCAAAUUUUUGCUUCGCCUUGUCCUACUCCGCACCGUCUUCGAAGAAGGGAAUACUCUUCAUGCACUCUGUUCUGAUAGUCGGAUUUAUACUAUUUUCCGGAUGGGCUUGGCACGUUAUUUGCGCCCCUGACAUCUUCUCCUGGAAUUUCAGCUUCUUGGUUUUGAACAUAGGACAGCUGGUUUACAUUGUGUAUCGAAUGAGGCCGAUCAGGUUUGACCCUGAAUUGGAAGAAGCCUACCACACGUUAUUUUACCCCUUCAAGGUCUCCAGACUUCAAUUCAAACGAUUAGUCUCGCCGGAAUUUGCUACAAUAAUGUCAUUGCACGCCGGCGAGGCUUAUGCGAUGCAAAAUUUAACGAGGACAGACAGAUUGGGUCUUCUUCUGAACGGCAAGGUGAACGUGCUGAGCGACUCCAACUUCCUGCACCCGAUUUUACCCUGCGAAUUUCUCGACUCGCCGGAAUUCGAAAGCUCUCGAGCAUCGGUCGACGAGAAAUUUAAGGUAUCGAUAGUCGCGGCAAGCUCUUGCAGGUAUUUGUUUUGGCAGAGAACUGCAUUGGAGUAUCUUCUCGUGAAGGAGGCUUACCUUGCUACCGUUCUCACAACUCUCGUAGCCAGGGACAUCGCCACCAAGCUCUAUGCAAUGAACAACAAAAUCGUUACGGACAAGGGUUCGCAUCUGGACAUUCGACUCCCCAGCAUCAGUGCUGGUUUGGGUAUCGGCGGGGAGUACAGAAGCCCGAGGGGAUCGAGACAGGCCUUGAUUCGCCGCAAAGAAACGAAGCUGGCGUCCAACAACGGUAAACACUCUCCAGUCGAUGUCGGUGGUGCGAAGCCGAAGGAUCGUGCCGUGGGAAAUAAUUUGACGAAGAAAGGCGCUCCGAGCAUGGAGCCUCUUCCAGAGUUCCCUUCCUGCGACGAUCUCGCUUCCAGCGGAGUAGAAAGCUGGCUUGAUACAUCCAGCAAAUAUCACAGCUGCGAGGUGAUAGACGAAGAGUAAGUCGCGGAGGAAUCCUGGCUGUCUCACGCAGUGACCGCGGUGACUCUGCUUUUUUAUUUUUCAGCUUCCAGUUCAGCUAGACAACGGUUUGAAAUGGCUUCCCGUGGCAAUGAAGGUACUCUCCUUACAGGGUUAAGUUUACUCUGACAAUGAGAGAGCAUUUCAUCCUCGAUUCAAAUGAAAAUGUAGAAUGUUGAAAGACGUUGAGUCGGAGUGUUGAAACGUUUGAAUGAUGCGUGUUCGGCGAUAUUAGCAAGAGCGGAGGUAGAGGUUCGUUGAAUUUCGGAGUUUGUAGAUUUGGCGAUUGAAUAGUUGGCUGUUGAUUGUUUAACCAUAUCCUAGCAUAUUACGCUUUUGGAGUGACACGUACGGCGGUUAGAAGAACGAGCUAGAUUCCUGCAGCUGUUGCACGGAUACCACAAGUAAUAAAUGUUUUACACUUUGUGUGCUAGUGUUAUAUAAUUAUGGCACGUAUAAUGCGUUUUGUAGUGAAGAUACUUUUGCUACGGAUGACAGGUGACAGAUUUAGUGAGACUAGAGCCGUGCUUGAACAAUGGAUAAAUUAUAAAUAUAGCAAUAACGAAAUUUAUACGAUUUAAUUUUAAGAAUUGAUCGAUCGUUGUUAAGUUUCAUUAAGAUUGUACAAUAUAUUAUUUACAUAUAGCAGUAUAUCGAAUCACUCGCACACAUAUAUAAUAAUUACCUCAUUUAUGUAUACAGACGUUAAGAUAUCUAUAUUCUUCUUAUUA